This is a messenger RNA of Fomitiporia mediterranea MF3/22, 1191 nucleotides long. RefSeq lists its product as uncharacterized. The coding region runs from base 1 to 1191 and encodes 396 amino acids. Lineage: Eukaryota; Fungi; Basidiomycota; Agaricomycetes; Hymenochaetales; Hymenochaetaceae. The transcript is spliced from 10 exons. The record is from RefSeq and is a predicted model, not a curated record.
AUGGCAGGAACCAUUUUGGAAUUAAUAGGGACAGCUACCAACGGAACCAACCCAGAGACAAAACAGGUUGUACAAGCGAAUGCCGCUGCACGUAUAGCUUGGCUCGUACUAAACAUCUGGCCCUCGCAUCUUGGUCUGCCGCUUUUAAUUGGUACGAUUUUCCUGGCGAAGAAUAUCAAGCGACAUGCUACGUUUAUCAACCUUUGCGUAACCUGGAUCAUCGUUGGAGUAUCGUCCUCAUUGCUCUUAUAUGCGGGUCAUCAGACGGGUCCGGAACCUCCGAGAACGCUGUGCCUAAUCCAAGCUUCCCUUCUCUACGGUCAACCAGGCUUAACUUCGGUGUCCGCUUUCGCACUCGUUUUCCAAGUAUUUUACGUGAUUCGUGCUGCUUUCCACGAGAAAGACCCAGAGUACCGUGAAACGCUGCGUAAAUGGAUUCUUCUCGUGGCACCGUACAUCGCAUUCCUAUCUUUUGCGACUUGGACUGUCUUUGUGGGCUUUGCGAACCCCAAUCUUGUGAGCCGUGAACGAAGGUUCUUCUAUUGUUCUGUCAAGGAUUCGUCACUGACAAACUCAAUAACUGCCUUCUCUCUGGGAGUGCUAACUUUGACUGUAUGCCUUGAGAUAUGGAUCGCAUACAUAAUUUUUUCGCACUGGCGUGUGAUUCGUGCCAACGACCUGGGCCCGAGGACAGGUGUGGACUUGAAUCUGAUCUGCCGGAUCGCAGCGUUUAGUCUAUGGAUCUUCCUUGGCAUGGGGCUGAGUGCUUUGUCUAUCAAAGCCCCUCGGAGUCCGGUACCCGAUAUGGCUUUGGCAACGAUGGGGACUGCGGUCGUCCUUGUGUUCGGCACCCAACGCGACAUCUUGCGUGCAUGGAUGUGUUGCAGGUGGCGAAGGAAAGGCGGGAAUGACGGUGGGAAUGGUGGUGCUGGUGCUCGCAGGUCGUCGAUAUCGUCAUUCGGUAGAACCGAUUCACCUGCGUCGGACCACUCUGUCAAACGGGCAGAUCUGUCUCCUUUGAGCUGGAACAGCAAACAUGAAAUACCAAUCCAGUUCGAACCACAGCCACCAAUCAUCCAUCCUCCUCCGGCUUAUGAGCGCAAGACUAAGGUGGGGCUGUCGACUCGAGACAUCUCCCAACCAAUACUGCGGGAGGAUCUAACGUUCCCAGUUUACGGUCAGGCUAUCUGA